Ogataea philodendri is the source of this 3039-nucleotide messenger RNA. RefSeq lists its product as uncharacterized. Gene Ontology annotation, biological process: mRNA catabolic process. Gene Ontology annotation, cellular component: exosome (RNase complex); P-body. Gene Ontology annotation, molecular function: 3'-5'-RNA exonuclease activity; RNA binding. The transcript has a single exon. Bases 1 to 3039 code for a protein of 1012 amino acids. Lineage: Eukaryota; Fungi; Ascomycota; Pichiomycetes; Pichiales; Pichiaceae. The record is from RefSeq and is a predicted model, not a curated record.
AUGUUACGAUAUACCUUGGCAAAGCAGGCCAGAUCGAAUUUGGUCAUACUCAGAGGAACCGGAUGGAGAUCUUUUUUCUCUGGGACUUUGAGGCUUAAGUCCAAGUCGAAGAAAAAACCACAGCUUGAACUUCAAAAAGUUUUCAGAUCCCCUAGUGAACUAUUGAAAGUUAAUAACAACGAUUACGUCAAAUCUCUCACUUCUGACCUGGAAUAUUUCGAUAAUGUCCGUUUCAAGAAACCCAACCAAGUUUGGUUGGACAAGAAGUUUGGUUCGGCCAAGUUGCCGGAUGGUUUCGACUAUAUGGAUUCUUUAAAGAACAGAACAAUAGUUCGUAAACUGUUGGUCAAAGAGCAUGGAAAUAUCAGAAACAGGGUCACUUUCAACGAUCUUUACCAUACAGAGAUAGAUGUGGGAGAUGUGGUUGAUCUGUCUACAUCAUUUGGUGGUGAUGACCUGGCCGUCAUCGUGGAACUGCCUAAGAGCGCAAGUGAUCCGAGAUACACUUUACUGAACAAGUACGGAGACCUCGAAUUUUUUACCAGAAAACGGUUCAAGUGCAGAAUCCCUCGGAUAUUUCCAAAAGAAUGGUUCACGGGGGAAAUAGUCUUGAAUGAGGUGGGCCUUUUAGAAGAAAUGAAGUCCAGCAUUCAACCUAUUGGAAAAGUGAAAUAUAAAUUAGAGGACAGUCCCGAGAGAGCAAAAUUGUUUGACGGAGUCAAGGCUCGCGAGCUCGAUACCACAGAGUUAACCACAUACAUUGUUCCGUCUAUUCUGUCGGGAAUAAUCAGUACCGAAUUGACAACUCUUGCUCGAGGAUCUCGUGGUCGUCUCCCGGAUGUCAAUUUAAAGCUUGAGUUGGCUCACAAUGUUUUACAAAGUGCGAAUGGUCCUCAACUUUAUACAUUCUCAGACAUUUUACGUGCUUGUGAAAGCAUCAACCUAGACCAUUUCUUCAAGCUUUUGAAAGUCAGGGAAGAUAUACCUGUGAAAACAAAACUAUCAACCGUCCAUUCCAAGAUCUCUGAUAUUCUUAACCUGAAGGACCAAUAUAGCUGGCUUAGUAUGGGAAAGGCUAUCUUCGGAGAAUUUGACUCUAUGGCACAAGUGCCGCCGCAGUUGCUGUAUGCUUACAUUGUUGGGUUGCGCAAAAACAAUGAAACGUUCCUCCACGAUACUUUGAGCAUAUUUCCAAAGUAUGUGGUUGCUGUUCCAAUUCACAAACUCAUAGAGCACUCCAAGGUUGUUGACUUUUAUGAGGAAAGUGAGGACCAUUACUCGUCGUUGUCGAACUACAUAUCUAGACAGCUUGAGGGUGAACCUGUCCACAACAUCACAAAACCAGCCUAUUACGAUACUAUUAUGGAGAUGUAUCGCUUAUACAUAGCAGGAUCCUCAAGUGGUCCACACACGGAGUCCUUUUUGGUGAAAUGUGUGAGAAAACUGCCAACCCAUUCACAAGCUGAUAUCACCAAAGAUAUGAUCUACGAACUCUUAUUGAAUCUGAAGCAGAUCUCUCCAAGCGAGAACCCGAUCAAAUGGUGGUAUAUGUCUCCAACUUCUGGAACUGGCAUAUCUUCAAAAGCUGAUGCCGAAAACGAGUAUUUUUCGACGAUUACAGACGACACCGUCGAUUUGUUCUUUGAUUUCAAGUCUUCCGACGACAAGCGGCCACAUUACUCAGACCAUGUGUACUGUAUUGAUUCGCCUGAUGCGCAAGAGAUCGAUGAUGGUGUCAGUGUCAAGAAGCUGGACGAUGAUCGGUAUCUUGUUGGUGUGUUUGUGGCUGAUCCAUCGUCGUACAUGGAACCGACAAGUGUUGUUUCGGAGAUUGCUUACGAUCGGGGCUCCACUUUGUACCUGCCGGAUGUUGGCUCAUCGAACACUGGAGUGGCCAUGCUUCCUGAAGCAUUCACCAAACGGAUCCAGCUUGGAGAAUUUGGUGCUUCGAAACGAGUUUUCAAAGUGAGCUUCGAAGUCAACGUCAAGACUGGAAGCACAUCACUAGCUGAAAACGGGAUCGAGUUUGGUACUGCUGAUAAGUUCAUUAGCGUUGAUUACGACUCUGUUCACAAGGUGUUGGAUAAGUCUGCCGACUCGAGUGAGGUUAUCGCUGGCAUCUCCUCGAAGACCGGAGUGCAACCAGACAUUAUUUCUUCUGAGCUAGAAAUGUUGUACAAAGUUUCGAGCACUUUGAAGCAACAGGCGGAAAAGGCAGGCAGAGGAACUUAUAAUAACGUCACUAACGAGCGCAGAAUCAGCAAGAUUACGGAAGACGAGGAGCAGAAUAUCAUCAUCGACUUCAAGGACGUCCAAAGAAACCAGCAGCUCAAGUCUGAGGUUCUGGUCUCGGAGCUUAUGGUGAACAGCAACAAGCUUGUUGGUGAGUUUUUCAGCAAAAACAAUAUUCCUGCACUGUUCAAGAUCCAGAACCCUCUUCCAAUAACCAGCGAAGUGAGAAGAGAACUGGACGUCUUGAAGCAGAACCCACAGACUACAGUGAGAGAUUUCCUGACGCUCCGGGAAUUCUCAAGCAAAUCUUACGUUUCUCCGGUUCCCGGACUGCACAGCUCGCUUGGUGUUAGUUCGUAUGCCACGGUGACGUCUCCACUGAGACGUUUUUCUGACUUUGUGAACCAUUGGCAACUGAGCUCAUUUUUGAGCAAAGGCGAGCCGAUAUUUGGGCCUCGGCACAUUAGCGCGAUUGCUUCUCAUUUGAUGAUGCGCAACGAGAUUGACAGACGGGUCUCGUCCAAGGUGAUGACUUUCUACAUCUUCAAGUACCUCAAGUACCUACAAACACGGUCUGGUACUGCUCCUCUUGUGAAAUGCAUUGUUUGCAAGAAAGCGUCCGAGGAUGGACUUUUGGACGUUCUGCUGCCAGAAUAUGGAGUCUAUGGAACUCUGGAGACUGCGCCAACGGAAGAGAGCCAGAAACGUCUUAGUAGGAUCGAGGUGGGAGACGUUGUUCAGGACGCGGUGAUUGUGGACAUCGACCUUGCCGACGGACUUGUUUUGCUGAAUAGUCAAAGUCUGUGA